Molecule: messenger RNA, 1968 nt
Organism: Pongo pygmaeus (Bornean orangutan)
Lineage: Eukaryota; Metazoa; Chordata; Mammalia; Primates; Hominidae
Gene: LMCD1
Product: LIM and cysteine rich domains 1
Exons: 6
Coding region: 348-1445 (365 amino acids)
Cellular component (GO): nucleus
Molecular function (GO): transcription corepressor activity; zinc ion binding
Source: RefSeq, a predicted model, not a curated record
CGCUCGAGGGAUAGAAGCGAGCUGGGCAGUCAGGGGCCGCGGCCAUGCUGACGUCAGGGCAGCCGGCGCUCAGCUCCGCUCGCUGCCACAGUGUAGAGACCUCCCGGAGGGAGGGGGACAGCCUCGCGCUGGGAUUGGCUGUCCUCGCGCGAGCGCCGGCGCGGAGUGGCUGGCGAGGUUUUAGAGGGAGUCCCGCUCUCCAAUUAAAGCGGCCCAGCUGCGCCUAGCUGCACGCAGAGCUCCCUCCCAGGCCCGCGAACUUGGCCAUUCAGCCGCCGCUGUCCCCGCUGCGCGCCCUCGCGCCUCUGCCUGAGAAGCCAGGCGCUGUUCCACCACCCUAGAAGAGGAUGGCAAAGGUGGCUAAGGACCUCAACCCAGGAGUUAAAAAGAUGUCGCUGGGCCAGCUGCAGUCAGCAAGAGGUGUGGCAUGUUUGGGAUGCAAGGGGACAUGUUCGGGCUUCGAGCCACAUUCAUGGAGGAAAAUAUGCAAGUCUUGCAAAUGCAGCCAAGAGGACCACUGCCUAACCUCCGACCUAGAAGACGAUCGGAAAAUUGGCCGCUUGCUGAUGGACUCCAAGUAUUCCACCCUCACUGCUCGGGUGAAAGGCGGUGACGGCAUCCGGAUUUACAAGAGGAACCGGAUGAUCAUGACCAACCCUAUUGCCACUGGGAAAGAUCCCACUUUUGACACCAUCACCUACGAGUGGGCUCCCCCUGGAGUCACCCAGAAACUGGGACUGCAGUACAUGGAGCUCAUCCCCAAGGAGAAGCAGCCAGUGACAGGCACAGAGGGCGCCUUUUACCGCCGCCGCCAGCUCAUGCACCAGCUCCCCAUCUAUGACCAGGAUCCCUCGCGCUGCCGUGGACUUUUGGAGAAUGAGUUGAAACUGAUGGAAGAAUUUGUCAAGCAAUAUAAGAGCGAGGCCCUCGGCGUGGGAGAAGUGGCCCUCCCAGGGCAGGGUGGCUUGCCCAAGGAGGAGGGGAAGCAACAGGAAAAGCCAGAGGGGGCAGAGACCACUGCCGCUACCACCAAUGGCAGCCUCAGUGACCCGUCCAAAGAAGUGGAAUACGUCUGCGAGCUCUGCAAGGGAGUGGCCCCUCCUGACAGCCCCGUGGUCUACUCGGACAGGGCAGGCUACAACAAGCAGUGGCACCCCACCUGCUUUGUGUGUGCCAAGUGCUCCGAGCCGCUGGUGGACCUCAUCUACUUCUGGAAGGAUGGUGCACCCUGGUGCGGCCGCCAUUACUGCGAGAGUCUGCGGCCUCGGUGCUCCGGCUGCGAUGAGAUAAUAUUCGCUGAGGACUACCAGCGUGUGGAAGAUCUGGCCUGGCACCGAAAGCACUUUGUCUGUGAGGGUUGUGAGCAGCUGCUGAGCGGCCGGGCAUACAUCGUCACCAAGGGUCAGCUUCUGUGCCCAACUUGCAGCAAGUCCAAACGCUCCUGAAGGGCUGCCCACCCGCAGCCAGAAUCCACAGGAUCCCACCGAAAAGGAGAGCCAGGUGUGCCGAGACCAUCCUAAGGGUCUGACGUGACAGCAAGCAAGUGAAAUAAACAAUGAUUUGCUUUUCAGUGAGAAUAUAUAUAUGAGAUAGAUAUAUAUAUAUAUAUUCUAGGUUGGGUGGUGGUAGAUCCUUGAGGGUCAGUAGUUUCAAACCAAAAAUAUUCUAAGAAGUCUUAGGAUGGAGUUCCUUUUCUUUCUGUUGUUGUUUCCCAGCUACAACCAACUAAAGACACAAAUGGCAUUCUGCAAGGGGACUCUGGGAGGAGUUUUCCGGAAUGCAAUUCCGAGUGAGGAAAUCGCAUAGCUGUAGAAUGUGCGUGCUUUUUUGUGGACACAGGAGCUCCUCCAGGAGCAGGCUGGGAUCCCAACUAUCGCUUGUUGCCUCUUUUUCAAGUGGAAUUUGAAUUUUAAAUAAACAACUUUUUUUGGCAUGAUAAACAGAUCAAUAAAAGUUUUGUGAAUUCCA